AUGAACUACUUAUUGAUGUUGUUAACUUUGUUUGCUUCCAUUAUUGUAAACAGGUUUGUUGAGAAGAUAUGUAAAACAUCUUCUAAUGGUCAGAAAUCAAUUGGUUCAUCUGGAAGCAUAAGCGUUGCCGAUGACAUUUUAGUGAAGCAUCCGUUUUCCAAUUUCCGUGAUAUUACGCUCUUGGAUAAGCCUUGUGAGGUCAUAGUUCUUGGUACGAUCAUGGGUGUGGAUGAUAAAGAUGAUUGGUACUACCUUGGUUGUGAGGAGUGCAAUCGGAAGGUUGAGACAACUUUGGUCAUUGAGGAUGCUGAAGACGGUGCUGAAGAACCGAAGUUUAAACAGGUUUUAGUUUGCUCAAAUCCUGAUUGUCCUAAGGAGGUUGUGGCUGCGACGCCGAUUUUUAGGAUUCCGAUAAGAGUACAAGAUUAUGCAGUUAUUGCCUCUUUGACUUUGUUCGACCGUGAAGCUAGAAAAAUGUUGGGUAUGACAGCAAUUCAAUUGCUUGAGAAGUCUAAAGUGGAUCAGGCAUCUCUGGAAGAGAAAACCAUUCCCUAUCAGUUUAAAUCUUUGAAUGAUAAAAAGUUUGCCUUCAAGAUUCAAAUUAGUCAAUUCAAUAUUGACAACCAUAUUGAUGGUUAUGCUGUUCAUAAGUUGGUGAAUGAUGCAGCAAUCAUUGAGUCCUUGGAGAGCCGAAUUCCAGCUGAUCAGGGUGUGGACGAGGCGGCUGCUGAUGUUUCACUUAGUGAUAUGUCAACUCAAAACCCUUUUGCUCUAAAGGAUGCUGUGGAUUCUAUUGGUGAUAGCUUCACACCCGCUUGCACAUCUAAAGAUUGUUCUAAGACUUCGUCUUCGGAAUUGAAACUUAACCUUCUAACGUGUGUUGUUGGUAGAAGUCCUUUGUCUAACAUUACGAAUGCUAAUGUUUUUGAUCCUAAUCAAGUUGAGCAUCAAGACUAUGCUGAAUGCAGAAAGUUAAGAAAACUGUAUUUGGAUAAUAAAAGAAAAAAUGCAAAUAAUAAAUCUUCCACUUCACAAAACGUCAUUCGUUCAUCCAACGUUUCACUAUCCGAUACAAAUGUUUUCCGUGUUGUAACACCAAUUCGUUCAUCCUCUUAUAUCAAUACCAUGGAUGGACGUAUUUUGCCAACCACACCUUUAACAAAUCUCUACGUGGCGUUUGAAGCUGGAAGAAGUCCAUUGGCUAAUAUUACAAAAGUUGCUUAUAAUGAUGUUGAGAAUCAAAAAUCAGCUGAACGAAGAAGAUUAAAGAAACUACAUGAAGAUAAUAAGAGACAUAAUGUGACUAACAAAUUAAACACAAGACAAAACGUAAUUCGAUCAUCCAAUGUUCCAGUAUCCGAUACAAAUGAUUGCCGUGUUGUAGCACCAAUUCGUUCAUCCUCUUAUAUCAAUACCAUUGAUCGACGUAUCUUGCCAACCACACCUUUAACAAAUUCGUACGAGGCGUAUACAUCAGUUGAAACUGAAAGAAGUCCAUUGGGUAAUAUUACAAAUGUUGCUUCUAAUGAUGUUGAGCAUCAACAAUCAGCUGAACGAAGAAAAUAUAGGAAAUUACAUUUGGAUAAUAAGAGAAAUAAUGUGAGUAACCAAUCUUCCAUUUCAAAAGACGUUACUCGGUCAUUCAAUGUUUCUGCAUCCCAUUCAAAUGAAUGCCGGAUCGUAACACCAAUGCGUUCAUUGUCUUAUAUCAAUACCAUCGAUCCACGUUUUUGCGCAACCACACCUUUAACAACUCCGUCUGAAGCAUCUACUUCAGGUGUAAAGAGGAAACAAAGAGGUAAACAAAGGUUUUCUACUAAUCAGGGUAGAAACGUAUAUCCUAUUCCAAUGGUUGACUUAUCUUCCGACGAUCAUAUUAUUCCUCGACAAUUAGCUGAAGAUCCAUAUAAAGGAGUUUCUAGCAAUUAUUUGGAUCAUGGUGAUCAAGUAGUUGUAUGCGACAUAUGUAAUGCUAAGUUGUGGAAAGUUGAGGCUGGAAAAGGAAAGGUUUACUCAGGAAGAACAACUUAUAUGCUUUGUUGUGCUUAUGGAAAAGUACAUCCUCCUAAUUUUAAAGAGACGUGUCUGGAAUAUCAAAGUCUUUUUAAGAGUUUAGACGACAAGAGCAAGCAUUUCUUACUGAAUAUUCGUCGUUUUAAUUCUAUGUUUUCGUUCACUUCAAUGGGUGGUAAAGUUGAUUCGAAAAUCAAUAGAGGAAAUGCUCCUAACUCAAACAAACCAGCAUCCGCAACUUCUGAUUUGCUUGACACUGAACUCAUAGAGUACCUUAAGGUGAUUUUAGAUUCAAAUAAUGAGCUGGUGAAAACAUAUAGACGUGUACGAGAUCGGUUUGUUGAUAAUCCUCAAGUUGACUUAAAAUUAAGGCUUAAGGCAAAUAGGUCUAAAGAUGGUCGUACAUACAACCUACCGACGUCGUCCGAAGUUGCUGCGCUUAUUGUUGGAAACAUUGAGGAAGCUCUUGAUAAUCGUGAUGUAGUUGUUGAGUCAAAGAAAGAUGGUCUACAACGUAUUAGCGAGCUUCAUCCUUCGUAUCUCGCGCUUCAGUAUCCAUUGCUUUUCCCUUUUGGUGAAGAUGGUUACCGGGUUGAUAUUCUUCAUAGAGAAGGAAGGGCAUCAACGAAGAAGAAAGAGUCAAAAUGUACAACGAGAGAGUAUUUUGCUUACCAUGUUCAAGAUAGAGUGAAUCAUUUCUCUUUGAUUCUCAAUGCUCGAAGACUUUUGCAACAGUUCUUGGUUGACCUUGGACAAAAUGGUAAUCCAGAUAUGUCAAACACUGGAACACGCGUACUACUACCGUCUUCGUUUACCGGUGGAUCGCGUUAUAUGAGGGAGAAUUAUUAUGAUGCGAUGACCAUUUGA
This is a messenger RNA of Helianthus annuus (common sunflower), 2880 nucleotides long. RefSeq lists its product as uncharacterized. The transcript is spliced from 16 exons. The record is from RefSeq and is a predicted model, not a curated record. NCBI's taxonomy places the organism in Eukaryota, Viridiplantae, Streptophyta, Magnoliopsida, Asterales, Asteraceae. The coding region runs from base 1 to 2880 and encodes 959 amino acids.